This is a messenger RNA of Eurypyga helias (sunbittern), 327 nucleotides long. It is a transcript of the gene CCL21, whose product is annotated as chemokine (C-C motif) ligand 21. The record is from RefSeq and is a predicted model, not a curated record. NCBI's taxonomy places the organism in Eukaryota, Metazoa, Chordata, Aves, Eurypygiformes, Eurypygidae. Gene Ontology annotation, biological process: positive regulation of ERK1 and ERK2 cascade; G protein-coupled receptor signaling pathway; cellular response to interleukin-1. Gene Ontology annotation, cellular component: extracellular region. The annotation marks the transcript as partial. The transcript has 3 exons. Gene Ontology annotation, molecular function: CCR chemokine receptor binding; chemokine activity.
UCACUGCUCCUCCUCGCCACCACCCUCCUCAUCACUCAGGCUCAAGGCAUUGGCAGCCAGGACUGCUGCUUGAAGCACAGCCGGAAAGCCGUCCCCAGCAACUGGGUGAAGUCCUACAGUCUGCAGGGACCCGAGUCAGGUUUUUUGCUGCGUGCUGUCGUGUUUACUACCAAGAAGAACAAGAAAAUCUGCGCCUCUCCCACCCACCCUGCCGUCCAGAAGCUGAUGAAUAACCUGGACAAGAAAGUCAAGAAUGACAAGAAGGACAAGAAGAAGGGACCGUCCCCACGUCCCAGGGGCAGACCCAAGCGGCAGAAGCGGCAGCAG